AUGUCUAGUCGAUAUGCCGCCCACGAUCUCUCGGACGCGGCGAUAGGCGGCUCGCGCCUGCGCAUCCAGAAUGGCCAGUUCAUCGACUCGAGCGGCCGCACGGUAACACUCCAUGGCGUCAACGUUGCUGGAUCCAGCAAGCUUCCCACAUCGCCGAACGGACUUUCGCAUCUGCACGAGGGCUUCUACGAAUCGCAUCGCACCGUCUCUUUCGUCGGUCGGCCAUUUCCUCUGUCCGAAGCACCGCUGCACUUUGCUCGUCUUCGCGCGUGGGGGCUGCCUCUCAUUCGGCUUCUUGUAACAUGGGAGUCGAUCGCACAUGCAGGUCCGCGUAAAGAGGACAUCGACGUCGAGUAUAUCGACUAUCUCGAACAGCUGCUCAGGCUCAUGGCCGAGUUCGGGCUCAAGUGCUUCAUCUGUGCGCACCAGGAUGUGUGGUCCAGAUUCAGCGGCGGCUCGGGUGCGCCUGGCUGGACGUUCCAGGCUGCUGGUCUUGACAUCGAGACAUUCUCGCAGACCGGUGCUGCCUACAUCCACUGUCAGGAUGAGAAGGACAAACAGGAGAACGGCACCAGCAAAAAGGAAGCCACUGGCGCCUUCUUGUGGCCAUCCGGGUACCAGAAGCUUGCCGCCAGCACCAUGGCUACGCUCUUUUGGGCGGGUGAUGCACUGGCCCCCAAGCUGGCGCUCGAUAGCCUGGACGACAAGAAGGACGGCCAGAAGGUGGGCGUCCAGACGUUUCUGCAGUCGGCCUAUAUCGAGGCAUUUGGUGCGCUUGCAGACAGGCUCCUGCCGCUCGAGGCGUGCAUCGGAUUCGAGCCCAUGAACGAGCCGCAUCGCGGCCUGAUCAAUCUGCACGACUUUCACUCGUGGAACUACGACACGGAUCUGCACAUCGGUCACUACCCCUCGCUCAUCCAGGCUCUUGCGCUCGGCAGCGGCUUCAAGCAGGACGUCAAGUUUUACGUCAAGUCCUGGCCGUUUCCCACGCGCGUUUCGCACACCUCGACCAUCGAUCCCAAGGGCCGAUCCUGCUGGCUCACUCCAUCGACUGGCAGCGAUUCGAGAGCAGAGCAAGGUGCGGUGGACUCGUUGGCGGCGCUGGGCCACGGGCUGGGAGCGUGUCUGUGGAGGCAGCACGGCGUGUGGGAGUGGGACGAGUCGAAGCAGGUGCCCGUGGUGCUGCAGUACGACUACUUUGAGAAGGACCAUCGGCAGGGGCGGCAGGGCGACCGCAUCGAGUGGUACCGCGACUGUUUUGGACCGUUCCUCAAACGCUUCUCCGAGCGCAUCAACCGCUCGCGCCCUGGCGCGUUCACCUUUGUCGAACCGAUCCCCAACGAGUUCAUCCCCCCUUGGAUCCCCGCUCGCGUCAUCGAGGAUGCCACGCUUGCCGCCGAGUACAAGCAAGCCGCGUACACGCAAAAAUACGCCACGCGCACGCUCAUCGAUACCCCGCGUCCCAGUGGCGAGACGGGCUUCGUGUACGCGCCGCACUUUUACGACCUCAACGUGCUGUUCGGCAAGGUGCAUGAGUGGAUGAGCGUCAACGUGCAGGGCUUGAGUCGUGGCAUGUUCCUGCCGAAAGCGAUCUACUUUGGCGCGCGCGGGCUCAGGAAGAACUACACGGCGCAGAUGGGUCGGAUCAAGGAGCUGGCGCGCGCGUCGUUGGGCAACGUGCCCAUCGUCGUUGGCGAGGUGGGCAUUCCGUUUGACAUCAACGGCAAGCACGCGUAUAAGACGGGCGACUACAGCAAGCAGCACGAGCUUAUGGAUGCGCUCAUCAGUGCCAUGGAGAAGCUCGCGCUCGGCUUUACGCUGUGGAACUACAACCCGGACAACCGCGUCGAGUACGGCGAUGGCUGGAACUUUGAGGAUUUCAGCAUGACCAAUGGCGAUCACGAGCACGCUGACUCCAGUGCGGGUGGCACGCCGGGGUUGCAGCCCGACUUUCGCAAUGCGGCGCACGAAGAAGAUCCGCUGUAUCGAGGCGGUCGUACGCUCGAGGUCAUCAUCCGCCCGUACGCCGUCAAGGUCGCAGGCACGCUGGUCGAGACAACCUUCGACGUCGACACGCUCUUCUUCGAGGUGCACUGGAAGAACCCCUCCAAGCCUACUCGAGUAGAAGAGAGCGAGGAGGAUGAGAAGAAGAGGAGAACCACCGAGAUCUUUGUGCCCGCCUACCACUACCGCCACAAGCGCUUUAGCAUCACCACCACCGAUGCCGAGACCGUGUUCGACGCCGAGCUCCAGACGCUCUUUGUGACGCACAAGGACACGCGGCCGAACGCGGUGCACAAGCUCAAGAUCGAGCUCGAGCAUCCCCAGGCGCAUCGAGUGCACAGGCUGCGCGAGCGGCGUGCGCUUGUUCGCCCGCGCGGGGUUAUCGACAGGCUCGAAAGACUGUGUCCCGAGAGCAUCGUGCUGCGCUGGAACGCCAUGAGCACAGGCCAGACAUGGAGCAUCGUCCUGGUGCUCAUGGCUGUACUGCUCACCGUCUGGACGGUUGACCGACACAUGUCGCGCUUCAUGACGUCUCGCGCCGCACCAGCCGGCGGCAAGCUCGACCUGUGA
Moesziomyces antarcticus is the source of this 2574-nucleotide messenger RNA. RefSeq names its product glycoside hydrolase family 5 protein. Bases 1 to 2574 code for a protein of 857 amino acids. The transcript has a single exon. The record is from RefSeq and is a predicted model, not a curated record. Gene Ontology annotation, molecular function: beta-glucosidase activity. Lineage: Eukaryota; Fungi; Basidiomycota; Ustilaginomycetes; Ustilaginales; Ustilaginaceae.